This is a messenger RNA of Eimeria maxima, 423 nucleotides long. RefSeq lists its product as hypothetical. Lineage: Eukaryota; Apicomplexa; Conoidasida; Eucoccidiorida; Eimeriidae. The transcript is spliced from 5 exons. Bases 1 to 423 code for a protein of 140 amino acids. The record is from RefSeq and is a predicted model, not a curated record.
AUGGGGACCGUCGCGGGGGUUGUUUCCGUUGGCGCCCAAAGUUGCAAACUGCAACUGGGGAGAGUUGCUCUAGCAGCAGCUUCUCCCUCCAAAGCGAGCAAAGUAUCUUCUGGUGCCGUUAAAGAGGGCAGUAACAGCCCUUUACUUGAUGAAUCCGGCAGGUCUAACGCAAAGGCGCGGGUGUCGGCAGCAGGAGGACCUCGAGUUGUCUCGAGGGAGAAAAUCACAAAAAAAGAAAUUCUUGGCCUCUUAGGAGGAGUUGCUGUCGUCUUUAUCUUCUUAUUUAUUGGCCUUUUUAUCCGACGACGCAUGCACAAAGAAGAUGCCAAAGUUGCACAUGACGUGGUUCGUUCCCAUCAAUUCCCUCUCUUACCUCCCCCGGAGUUGGAUUAUGCGUCAUUUAUGGAUGUUUUUACCGUGUGA